Molecule: messenger RNA, 1932 nt
Organism: Beta vulgaris subsp. vulgaris (sugar beet)
Lineage: Eukaryota; Viridiplantae; Streptophyta; Magnoliopsida; Caryophyllales; Amaranthaceae
Exons: 1
Coding region: 1-1932 (643 amino acids)
Biological process (GO): telomere maintenance; DNA repair
Molecular function (GO): DNA helicase activity
Source: RefSeq, a predicted model, not a curated record
AUGGGCCGAUUGUAUGUAGCUUCUCCACUUGAAGGAGAGAGAUUUUACUUGAGAUUAAUGCUCAACCAUGUGCGAGGUCCUCAAUCAUUUGAAGAUUUAAGAACAAUUAAUGGUAUCACAAAACCAACAUUCCGAGCUGCUGCGGAAUCCCUCGGUCUAAUUGAGAGUGAUGAAAGCAUCCGUCAGUGUCUUCUGGAAGCAUCUACUGUAAGAAUGCCAUCAUCAUUGCGAAGAUUAUUUGCAACCAUAUUGGUAUACUGUCAACCAUCUGGAUUACGUGCCCUAUGGGACGAGUUCUUCACCUUCAUGGUUGAGGAUUAUCCAUCUUCAAGCACGACAACUAACAAUGAUGUUCUCACUCACAAGCUUUUGCAAGACUUAGACCGUUUAUUACGACCACUGCGAAAAACAAUUUCUGACUUCACAGAGUUGCCAAGUUUACCAGAAAGAACUGAGGACAUCGACGAUCUUCCUGCAAUCAUGGAGGAGUACUUUUCUGUGCCAGUUCCAGAAGAGGAUAUGAUGUGUGUAAACAAUCUUAAUAGUGACCAACGACAUGCGUUCGACACAAUUAUGGAUGUUGUCACUUCAAAAGCUGGAGGAGCUUUUUUCGUUGAUGGCCCAAGAGGUACAGGCAAAACAUUCUUAUACAGAGCACUUCUAGCUACCGUAAAAGGAAGAGGUGAAAUUGUUGUUCCCACGACAACAUCUGGUAUUGCAGCAACGUUGUUGCAUCAGGGAAGAACAUCGCACUCGACUUUUCAGCUUCCAUUGCAGCCUGAUAGCAACUCAACUUGCUCAUUCACGAAGCGUUCCAAAACUGCCACUAUUCUAAAACACUAUACCAUAAUUAUAUGGGAUGAGGCUCCAAUGACACACAGGUAUCAAUUUGAAGCUGUUGACCGAUCACUGAGAGAUUUAAUGGAAAACGACUUACCGUUUGGGGGAAAAAUUAUUGUGUUUGGUGGUGAUUUCAGACAAGUGUUACCAGUGGUUCGAAACGGAACAAGGACUCAGAUGAUAGAUGCAUCCUUUGUCAAGUCCCCUAUUUGGAGACACGUAAAUAUUUUGCAUUUGAGGGAAAAUAUGAGAUCAAGAGAUGACAACACAUUUGCUACUCGAUUGUUCUCAAUUGGCAACGGAGAUGAACCUACCGUGUCAGAUCAAAUGAUAAAAUUGCCAAACCAUAUGGUCAUACCAUCAAUUGAUGAUGUCUCGAUUGAAAUGUUGAUUGACCAGGUUUUUCCAAAUCUAAGUCAGCAUGUGGGAGAAGGAAAUUAUAUGGUUGACAAGGCCAUCAUUACACCCCUUAACGAAGAUGCUGACAAGAUAAAUGAUAAGGUUGUUGAGAAGUUUCUUGGAGAAGGAAAAACAUACUAUUCGAUUGAUUCUGUUCCCGAAGAUAGGAGAAAUUUGUACCAGCAAGAGUUUUUGAAUUCAAUUUCAGCUUCGGGAUUGCCUCCUCAUGCUCUCACUCUGAAACCUGGGGUACCUUUAAGGCUUUUAAGAAACAUCGAUCCUAAGAAUGGCCUUUGCAAUGGAACACGGUUGCUAUGUCGUUCACUCAACAACCAUUUUAUAGAUGCUGAGAUUUUAACAGGGCAUUCCAGGGGAAAUAGAGUUUUCCUGCCCAGAAUUCCGUUGAAGAGUGCUGAAGAUAUAAAGUUGCCAUUUGAGCUGGUUCGAAAGCAAUUUCCAGUAAAAGUUAGUUUUGCCUUGACAAUAAACAAGUCUCAGGGGCAAACUAUACCCCAUGUAGGCAUAUACCUACCAGAUCAUGUAUUCAGCCACGGCCAGCUCUAUGGGGCAUUAUCACGAGGGACCUCAGAGAAUACAACAAAGAUUGUAGUAAAAAAGGGAAAAGUACAAGGACAUCAAGGGGUGUUUACAAAGAAGAUUGUAUAUAAAGAAGUUUUACUACCUUCUGAAUAG